Molecule: messenger RNA, 3459 nt
Organism: Dicentrarchus labrax (European seabass)
Lineage: Eukaryota; Metazoa; Chordata; Actinopteri; Moronidae
Gene: b3gat1b
Product: beta-1,3-glucuronyltransferase 1 (glucuronosyltransferase P) b
Exons: 8
Coding region: 922-1929 (335 amino acids)
Biological process (GO): chondroitin sulfate proteoglycan biosynthetic process; carbohydrate metabolic process
Cellular component (GO): Golgi membrane
Molecular function (GO): galactosylgalactosylxylosylprotein 3-beta-glucuronosyltransferase activity
Source: RefSeq, a predicted model, not a curated record
ACACUCUCAGAGGUCUUGCUUCAAGCUGUCUCUGCGGGUCUCUCUCACACACUCCCGCUGGAAUCAGACAAUUACUGGCAUUAAUUUAACAGCAAGAUUGAGGAAGCCGAGGGCAUUCAUUUGGAGCGAGGGGAACGGGUGGGAGCCAAACAGGGGCAGCAAGAAGUGGAAUAAGACGAGAGACAGAGUGACAGGGAGAGGAAGAGCAACGGGAGGGGAGGGGGGGGGAGGUUUUAGUGCAAAAUAAGCUGCCCCCUCUUCUCCCACAUCUCAGUCAGUCUGUGAGCACUGGAGCGCAGCGUGAGCUCUGGAGUGCUUUCCCGACAUGUACACCUGUAAAGCCCAUUCAUUCAUUCAGGGACGCAGCAUUCAUGUAUGAAUGGCAGCGACAGCGUUGACACGUUAACGGCAGCAAAGAGAAAUCAGCCCCGAUGAGAUCAUUCGAGCUCGGAGGCAGAGGCAGCGGAGGAGAAGGCGACACGCAGGGAAGUGGAUGCUGAGCUCCAGUCUACAGUUCAGGGGCUGGCACUGAGGACGCGACCCUAUCCGAGGAUUGGAUAGCACCCACCACCGGUUGCUGUGAACGAAAUCCGCUAGUUGUCACCCCAACUCUGCUGCUCAUAUGUGCACCAAACACGCUGUCCUACCCCAGGAAGAAUUGAUGGAUCCCUCCGUUCAUCACAGCUGACACAUCAAGGCCUGGCAACAUUAUCAGCCCCUUCAUCAUUAACAGGAUUAAUCUCUAUGGCAAAGGUGGAUCAUCACUCAUUUCUGGAUAAUCAACUUGACUGAAACACUGAUACACACACUUUCCUUUUCUCCAGGCCUCUUUGUACAGAGCCUCCAGUAUCAGUUCUUGAAGCAACCAUGUGUGUUGGCUAUAAACAUAGGUAGGGACAUGACUCAGGUCUGACCCUGGAGAUGCCGAAAAGACGAGACAUCGUUGCCAUUGUGUUGAUUGUGUUGCCUUGGACACUGCUCAUCACUGUCUGGCACCAGAGCACCAUCACUCCUCUGCUCGCUACUCGAAAGGAUGACAGACGUGAUGGUCGCUCCAACUCCAGAAACACUUUUGCUUUCAAGGAGUCCUGCUCACUUCAGAACCGAGACAUCGUGGAGGUGGUGCGCACUGAGUAUGUCUACAGCCGGCCUCCGCCCUGGUCUGACAUCCUGCCCACUAUCCACGUCAUCACUCCCACCUACAGCCGGCCGGUGCAGAAGGCAGAGCUGACGCGUCUGGCCAACACCUUGCUGCACGUGGCCAACCUGCACUGGAUCCUGGUGGAGGACUCCCAGAGGAGGACCACUCUGGUCAGCCGCCUCCUCCUGGAGACGGGACUCAACUACACUCACCUCAAUGUGGAGACACCUAGGAACUAUAAGGUACGGGGGGACACUAGGGACCCCCGAAUACCUCGGGGUACUAUACAGCGGAACCUGGCCCUGAGGUGGCUUCGGGAGACCUUCAGUGUAAACAGCAGUCAGCCUGGGAUUGUCUACUUUGCAGAUGAUGACAACACGUAUAGUCUGGAGCUGUUUGAGGAGAUGCGUUCCACCAAAAAGGUGUCAGUGUGGCCCGUGGCCUUUGUGGGUGGCCUACGGUACGAGUCUCCUAAAGUAAACACCUUGGGCAAGGUGUACGGCUGGAAGACUGUAUUCGACCCACACCGGCCCUUUGCCAUCGACAUGGCUGGGUUUGCAGUGAACCUACGCCUCAUUCUGUCUAAACCUCAGGCUUAUUUCAAGUUGCGUGGGGUGAAGGGAGGUUACCAGGAGAGCAGUUUAUUAAAGGAGCUGGUCACUCUCAGUGACUUGGAGCCUAAAGCUGCUAACUGCACUAAGGUAUUAGUAUGGCACACACGGACUGAGAAGCCUGUGCUAGUAAAUGAGGGCAAGAAAGGAUUUACAGACUCUAAUGUUGAGAUAUGACAUACUUCAUCUGACACAGGGGAGGCAGUUCUCCAUGGGAUUCUAUCUGGAUUCAAACCAACCUCAGAGCUCCUUGAAGCAAUAGCCACGGUCAAAAACAUUUACACAGCACAGUAGCUGUACUUCAACACAGCUUAGAAAUGGAGGCACACCUGUCCACAUCGAGAGGCAGCACAGGCCAUGUGCGUGAACCGACCAGAGUAUCAAAGCACAACUGCACAAAAACAAACAGGCCUGUUCUGCUCGGAGCACAGGCUGAUGCGAGACGCUGGUAGGAUUCGCCAAAAGGAGUUUGUCCACUGAGGUCUCCAAGGGGAGUUGAGACAAAGGAUGUUACACGAUUUAAACUGCAGGAAGAGAUGGCACGGCAAGCAAUAAAGAGCCCUCUGAGCGCAGACAACACCAGCCAACCAUCCAAUUAGCAUUAAAUUGGGCCCUUUUGUUCUGAAGCGAGCUGGCUGUCCGGCACAGGGCUGCACAGAGGAAUAAAAGGGGUCCUUGUCUGAAGUGAGUCAGCACUGACUGACAGACUGCACUGAGGGGAUCUGAGCCCUCCCCACUUGUACUGUACAACACUGAGCUAUUUAGAUAGCACCCUGAACCCAGCACUAAUUAGGAGUCCUGUUACUCCUCAACACACAUUCACACAUGCUCAGCUGUCACACUGCGCAUGAGGAGCACACAGACACACAUGCACUCAAAAACAGAGCAAUGAUUUAUUACAGUGUAACAGCAAUGUCCUCUCUCAGAGUCAUAUGCUCUAAGCUCUUGUUUAUUCCUGAUAUGCUGUAACAAUACUGAGGUAUACUCAUAUUUAAGAGAAGAUUCAGUAUUCCCAGGGGCUUGUCCACUUCACAGGCUUCUUCAUAAGCUAAUUAAGAUCCCAUCGAGUAAACUGACGGUUUCUCAGCAGAAUUAUUUAUUGUUUCAGACUAACUGGUACCAUUCACUUGUUAGUUGUAAGCUUUGCUUGUGAGAGUCAAUGGGAUAUGAGGCCAUUACUCUCAAAAUUGGAUGUGCAUCCUUUCAAAUGGCUGUAUUACACAAUCUAAUUAUUCCCACCAUGGAUGGCUGGCUUGCAAGUGGUGAUUUCAUACCCCAUUGACCUGCAGUGGCACUGCUUACAAAUGCUAAUGUUUCUCAGACUCUGUGACUAUUCAAAGUUUGGUCUGUUAUCAGUGUGACAGGCAUCUGAAGCCUUCAAGAUAAGUGUCUGAUGUUGAUACAAUGCGGCUUGUGUUUCCUUUGAAUCACCCCUGCCUCCGCUCAGAUUGUCCCAUAAGCCUGUUUUUUGUUCUGUUGUACAGGCUAAGAUGUGUCCAUUUAAGUAACAGCAUUCUGCAGAUGAUUCUCACAAGCAAUACAAACCUAACAACAAUUUGAAAUAUAACUGCCACAAACAGAAAUGAUUACUCUUUAACUGAGACUCCAUGGGUAAGAGGACAUAUUUGGUAAUUCUGUUCUAUGUGUAAAGAAUCACUGUAACUAAAGGUACUGUAUGUACAUAGCUAUAAACUGCUCCCAUACAAA